This is a messenger RNA of Syngnathus typhle (broad-nosed pipefish), 6793 nucleotides long. Its product is annotated as MYND-type zinc finger-containing chromatin reader ZMYND8-like. NCBI's taxonomy places the organism in Eukaryota, Metazoa, Chordata, Actinopteri, Syngnathiformes, Syngnathidae. The record is from RefSeq and is a predicted model, not a curated record. Gene Ontology annotation, molecular function: protein binding. The coding region runs from base 1165 to 4587 and encodes 1140 amino acids. Gene Ontology annotation, biological process: regulation of DNA-templated transcription. The transcript is spliced from 22 exons.
UGCUGGUUUGCUCUGUGUGUGCGGGAAAUCAUGCAGUGUUGAGCUCUGACUUGCGAGAUUCUCUUUUAGCCUCCAUCGUCCUGUCAAAUGUUAUUUUGCUGGCAGAUGUAAAAAUUGUGUGAUUCAGACCUCCAGUCCAGACACUCCGGCCUGGUUAUAUAGCCUUGCUUAAUGCUUGACCUGAGCUCAAGCUCACUCUCUAUUGACUGAAAGAAUCACUCCACUUCACCCCACCCACCACUUGUGUUUUGUUUUCUGCUACUACCUUUCAUUUCCUGGUUUGAUGAUCAAAUUUGCAUUUUGUCUACCGCUCGACCGCUUCUGCUCUCACUUAAACUGUCACUGAGGGCUGGAUGAGAUUCGGUUUGAUAGCCUAUUUCUAAUUUGGGAGUGCCGACAGUCUCCUUGGAAAUAUGGAGAAAAUGUCAAGCUUUCAAUGUUCCUCAGUGGAAGAGGGGGGGGGGUGAUAAUAACCCGCAUGUGCUCCUUGUUUUCAACUGGUGCCGUGUGGACUUGUUUUGUGUGUGGAGGGGGAGAGAAAGCCUCAUCAAAAUGGAUGCCGUAUACCUUCGAGAGCACAGAGAGGAGAGGCGCCGAUCCGCUCGCCGUCUUGCUCUUAGCGCUGCAUUUCACGUGCCCAUGGCCCUUUGCGUGCUUUAAUGGGGGGGGGGGGAGAGUCUCGGUCGCAAAGAAUAGCGGGCGAGCGGUUCUCUCUGCAUUGCAGCAGUGUAGCCGAGGAGAUUGAGAAGCAGAAAAGCUUAUGUGGUACAUUGAGCCGGCCGUCCAAUCGGGUACCUCGGAGUGGCGCUCAAACCAAUCGGGCGCUUGCAGCCGAGGUUAAAGAUUGACAAUCGCUGGAGGAAGCAGCGGGGAGAGAGGAGGCCUUCUGGGAUACUUGGAACCAUCGUUUCCCUCAUUUCACAACGCCCUCUAUCAUUGAAAAGAGUUACAAAAAAAUAGGCUGAAGAAUUCAUGAUACGCAUCAUCACGUCCGAGGAGGAGGGAGGGGGAGAGUGCUUGGGGAAGAAGAUUUGAAAAGAGAGGAAGAAAAAAAAAAAAGCUCUGCUCUCUUGACAGAAAGCCUGUAAACAACAAUAGCAAUGACGUCACGCUGCCUCCAAAACAGCAGUUGAAAUAAAGAAGGCUGACCCUCCAACAGAGAAAAUGGAAAGCUCAAUGCGAUCUAAAGACGCAGGCUCGACGGAGCGGACGACCCAGAAACGAAAGAUGCCAAGUCCCUCCCACUCAUCAAAUGGUCACUCGUCUGCUGACACCUCCCCCAGCCCGGUGAAAAAGAAGAAGAAACCAGGUGCUGUUGGCAGCACCAAAGACCAGUCCGAACUAAGACAUGGCCCCUUUUACUAUGCCAAGCAGCCGGCACUCACCACAGAUCCUGUUGAUGUUGUACCGCAGGACGGCAGGAACGACUUCUACUGCUGGUUGUGCCACCGUGAGGGUCAGGUGCUCUGCUGUGAGCUCUGCCCCAGGGUGUACCACGCCAAGUGCCUCAAACUACCAGACGAGCCUGAGGGCGACUGGUUCUGUCCGGAGUGUGAGAAAAUAACAGUUGCUGAAUGUAUCGAGACUCAGAGCAAAGCCAUGACACUGCUGACUAUUGAGCAGCUGUCUUACCUCCUCAAGUUUGCUCUUCAGAAGAUGAAACAACCAGGCGAUCAUCCCCGCUUGUCAUCUCGCUCUCCCCACGCAGCUUCCACGCAGAGAAAGACUUUUAAUUGGACGGAGCUCUUCCAGAAACCCGUUUCGCUCGAACAGCACCCGGACUACGCCGAAUAUAUAUUUCACCCAAUGGACCUUUGCACUCUUGAGAAGAACAUCAAAAAGAAAAUGUACGGCUGCACGGAGGCCUUCUUGGCAGAUGUCAAGUGGAUUUUGCAUAACUGCAUCAUAUACAACGGAGGCAACCACAAACUGACAGCCACAGCUAAAGUUAUCGUCAAGAUCUGUGAACAUGAGAUGAAUGAGAUUGAAGUCUGUCCUGAGUGUUAUCUGUCUGCUUGCCAAAAGAGAGAGAACUGGUUCUGUGAACCCUGCGGUAACCCUCACCCUCUGGUAUGGGCUAAAUUGAAAGGUUUCCCCUUUUGGCCCGCCAAAGCUCUGCGUGACAAAGACGGACAGGUGGAUGCUCGCUUCUUUGGUCAGCAUGACAGGGCUUGGGUGCCUUUAAAUAAUUGUUACCUCAUGUCCAAAGAGAUUCCCUUCUCCGUGAAGAAGACUAAAAGCAUCUUCAACAGCGCCAUGCAAGAGAUGGAAGUCUAUGUGGAGAACAUGAGGAAGAAGUUUGGUGUCUUUAACUACGCCCCCUUCAGGACACCCUACACUCACGACAACAGCUUUCAAAUGCUGCAGGACCCCUCGUCAACCCCUUUCAAGGCGGAGAAACAGGAAAAGAUCAAGUUGAGCUUUGACAUGACCGCAUCGCCCAAGAUCUCGCUAUCCCGGGCCGUGUUGUCUGGCGUCGGAGGGAUCGUGACGGGCCGUCGGCCACCUCUCGGCGACGGGCCUCGCUCCCCCGUGAGCACCAAUUCUUCCGCUCAUACGGGUUCAGACGGCGAGGACACAACAGACAAGUCCCACGGGAAGGCCGUAAACAGCCAGGGAAGUGUCGGAGAAGAGUCAAUGGACUGCACAGUGUCACCAACUCAUCCUCGACCAAGUCAAGUUGAGCAUUUGUCCGACAGCACCAAAUCUUUACAUUCGCAAUCUCCUGGCAACACCAAACAAGAGAAGACACAGCUGACGGGAAGCAUUUUGAAUCUCAAUCUAGAUCGAAGUAAAGCAGAAAUGGAUCUAAAGGAACUCAGUGAAACGGUUCUGCAGAAGCUAGGGGCCACCCCUGUUCUCACCUCUCCAAAAAGGCAGCUCAAGAGCCGUUUCCAGACCAACUUGGACAAAACCAUCGAAAGCUGUAAAGCGCAGCUCGGUAUAAAUGAAAUCUCUUCGGAGGCGUACAAAGCUGUGGAGCACAGCGACACUGAGGACUCCGAGGGUAAAUCCGACUCAAGUGACACCGAGUACGGCAGUGACGAAGCACCCAAGGUUGAAGAUUCCCAGGAUGCUACACGCACUGACGAAGCCCAGAACAAGAGUAGAGACCAGGAGCAAUCAUCACCAAAGGCCAACAUGCCUCUGCUGUCUGAGCCCACAGCAGAGGAUGUUAGCUCAAUGCAGUCAGAGACGCCGGCUCAAGAAAAACUUCUGGAGAAAGAUGGUCCGGAGAAGACCAAAUCCCCUCCACCAUUGCCCGUGUCCAGGGAGAAGGGACAAGUGAAAGAAGAUAUGAAGCAAAAUGCGCCCGUGGAGGAUUCUGACUCCGAGGGGGAGCUGGUUAUUGACCUUGGGGAGGACCAAGGGAAAAGGGAGAGGAAGAGACGUAAAAAAGACAGCGCUAAUGCUAAAGAGUCAUGUGCUAGUAAACCUGAAGGUAAAUCCCUGACCCCUUCAACAUUCCCGUCUCAAAGCAGCACAACCCCUUCCACACCCUCCAGCGUUGCCUCGCAGUCCCCGAUGGCCAUUCCCGUCAGCAUGAUUGCCGCCAACGUCAGCCUCGCCACCGUCUCCAACGCCCCGGCAACUCCGCCCUCUUCGUCCUCAUCUUCAGCCUCCGCCACCCCGGGAUUGAAGAAACAGCGCCCCCUGCUGCCUCGAGAGACUGCGCCUGGAGGGCACAGCGCCACCGUGUGGAAUCCCAGCGGCAAGCCCCAGAACUCCUCGCAGAAAUGGCUCCUGCGUCAGCAGCAAGGCCAGCAGCCGGUGGCAGCCGCGCAAAUUCAAGACAACAGCUCGGCAUCGGCGUUUUCUGCACAGCCGUCUUCGCAAAGCACACGUUCCCACACCAGACAGUCCAUCAAAGCUGUCACCCUGGUGUCCGGCUGUCCCGCAUCAGCAUCUGGAUUAGGCACAUCAUCUCCGUCCUCCUCCAUGGAAACGGAGCAGUACAUCUCCACAGCCUCAGCAGACGCCGCUGCGGACAUCGCCAAGUACACGAACAAAAUGAUGGACGCAAUCAAAGGUACAGUGACUGAAAUCUGCAGCGACCUCUCCAAGAGCUCUUCAGGGAAUACGCUUGCUGAGAUGAAGCGGCUUAGAAUUGAAAUUGAAAAACUACAGUGGCUCCAUCAGCAAGAGUUGUCAGAGAUGAAGCACAAUCUCGAGCUUACAAUGGCUGAGAUGAGGCAAAGUCUGGAGCAGGAGCAAGAGCGCUUGGUGGCAGAGGCCAAGAAACAGACGGAGAUGGAGAAGCAGCAAGCGGUGGAUGAGACCAAGAAGAAACAGUGGUGCGCCAACUGUCGAAAAGAGGCCAUCUUUUAUUGCUGCUGGAACACCAGCUACUGCGAUUACCCUUGUCAGCAGGCCCAUUGGCCCGAACACAUGAAGUCCUGCACUCAGUCCGCCGCAGGUCCGCAGCAAGAAGUCGAGACGGAGUCGGCGGCGGACUUGUCGAACAAAGGAGCGGGACAACCUAACUGUGGACCAAACGCUCUGCGAGAAGCGCCGAUUUCCGCGUCUUCAGAUAAAGACUGUGAAAGCGAAGCCAGCAGUGACAAAGCUGCUGUCACUCCAUCUUAACGGUGUGCAAUAUACUUGAUGUUAUUUUUUUUUUUUUCUACCCGCUACACUGAUUGAUGUAUACAGUUUGUUCUAUAUGUAUGCUGUUGAAGUGGCUGUAUCCAAAGUCUUUUUUAUUUACUGUUGGGUUUACAAUAUUGGGAUUCAUUUUGGCUGCCCGUCUACUGUACAGUGUUCUUUUUCUGUUUUGAAUGAGAAACUAAGACUGACAGCAGUGAGAAGAGGUGCAGUGUCCUUGCACUCGUUGUUAGGUCGCUCUUUAACAGCAUGCGUCACUCAAUCUUCUCUCAACGGAUUAAAUUGGCAAAUGAUGGCACCUACAUUGCUGGAUCACUUCACUAUUGGAGUGCUACUGCCAAUUGAAGAGUUCGUGGUUAGUUCCGGUAAUUUAUGUUUGUAUUUAAUAUGAUGCCUGCUCCAUAUUGUACGCUGACGAGAAGACAUUUUCAACAAGCUCUUUGUGUUUUUUUUUCCUUCUUAUUGUAAGUAGGCUACAGUCAAUUAAUCAUUAACAAAUCGAGCUGUUUAAUUUGUGCUGCUCAACUCAAACCAUUGCCACCAGAAAUGUAGAAAUACUGGCGCUUUAUUCAUUUUAUACAACAUUUUGCUGACUAUUUCGUACUUUUCCGCAUGUGUAAGUGAAAACAAAACCGAAAACGAGAGCAGACGGACCGACGUACACGGAAGACCUAACUACUUAAUUGCAUUUGAACACACCCAUCGUCUCUGUACUCGAGGACACCAGCGUGUUUAAUACUUGAAGGACCCGCCUUUGCUUGUUUAUUUGGCCAUUUGUUCUAAGUGGUAGAAAAUUGAUACUGCUAAGUAUUUCCUUAUGUACAGUCACUAAUAUCAAUGAGUACAGAGAUGACGAGACGAAGACAGCGGGGGUCAAGGUCCUCUUUCACCGGCUCACUGAUUGUGCACACCCAGAAUUGGCUCACGGCUGGCCGUUAAGACGGUGGGAAGCGGCGGACAUCAGAACUGUGGAAAAGAAGCCAAAAUUAGUUUAGGGGAAUUCAUUGUGUUUGUUUAGACAAUCACUUUCAAGAUGUAGAAAGGCAUGGCUUACAUUCUUGAGGAACUCCUCUGCGACGAUACGGGCUCUGGCAUUAACGGACAGCUUCAUCUCGCUGAUCUCCUUGUCGAUUUCCUCCAUGAAAUGGAUGACAAAGUCCACCAGCUUGUGUUUGUACAUUUGCUCCGUGUGGAAGUUGGUGACCAAGAAGCUUAUAUCAUAGCCCUGAAAGAAAAGGUGUCAGAACAUUUCAGUGCAGGAUUUUUGUUGUUGACAUUAUCGUUCUUGUUAAUUACCAUGCUCAGUGCUUUUUACCUCAACUGCCUUCCUCCUCAGAAUGAAGAAGUUCUCUGCCCUCAUCAUCAUGAAUCGCAUGAACUUGUGGCAAAGGAUCUUUUCGAUCUCAUCAGCCUGAAGUGGCAGAAUUGGAACGGUUGUUUUUAAUAAUGUAUAGCACACAAAAAAAGUAGGACCUCCCCCCAAAAAAAACUUUCUACUGACAUCAUGUGCUCAAUAAAAGGAGUUCAUUUUUUGGGAACCCAAAAAUAGAAAGACAAAAAUAAAAAGGUAAUUUGAGGCAGAAUUAAUGUUUUGAAUUUUAAUAGAGGCCUUGUGAAGUAAUGAAGUGUGGCAAUGGAUCUGCUUGCUAUAGGUCAUUGAAAUUUAUGAAGCUCCACUGGACUGAUUUGAAGUAGCUCAUUACCUGCUUGACGGCAAUGCUGACCCUGACAGAGUUGAUGGAUCCCUCGAUGAGAACCUUCUCCUUCUCAUUGCGGCUGAUUACAACAGGCUGAAGAAGCAGCUCUUUACUGCUCCUGGAAACCACAACAAAGGCAAUAAUUUGUCUGGGACGUAACACAAAGAUAUGAAUAAAAAGUCUCAAAUUAUCCCAAAUUAAACUGCAGUAGUACGUCGGACUGCUCGUUCAUUUUCAGAGAGCACAGUAGCUGCAGCAAGCCAGUUUCAUACCUCCAGCAUUUUUCCACCUAUGGAGACUACCUUGUGCAAGUUUGCACAGGUUGAAACUUGUGUGGAAGUAGCAAUCCUCUGCAAAGCAGAAUGUCAUACCUGACUUCCACUUCGGGCUUGUUGUGACGCUCCACCACCUGAGAGGAGAAGUUCUCCAGACACAUGGCCGCCUGCAGGGUGGCCCUCACAGCGUUUAAGUAGGGACGCAGAGUCGCAGUC